AUAUAAUACAUAUAUUAAAAAUUAAAAAAAAAUGAACAAUCAUAAAUAAGAUUAUGAUGCAGUGUUAAAAUUUUUAGUAAUUGGUGAUUCUGGUGUUGGUAAAACUUGUGUAUUAUUAAAUUAUUGUGAAGGUACAUUUACGAAUGUACAUUUAACUACUAUAGGAAUAGAUUACAAGUUAAAAUAAGAAGAAAUAGACGGAAAGCGUGUUAAAUUACAAAUUUGGGACACUGCGGGAUAAGAAAGAUUUAAGACUAUUACUGUCAAUUAUUAUAAGGGUGCUAUGGGUAUUGUUCUUGCUUACAGUGUAACUGAUCCUAAUAGUUUCAAAAAUAUUGCUGAUUGGAUGAAAUAAAUUAAUGAACAUGCUGAUGCUAAUGUUAAAAAAAUUAUUAUUGCAAAUAAGUGUGAUAUGAAAGAUGAUAGAAAAGUUAGUUAAAAGGAAGGAGAGGAAUUAGCUGAAAAAUAUGGCGUUAAAUAUUUCGAAACUUCUGCUAAGGAUGGAUAGAAUAUUGGUGAAGCAUUCAAAUCUAUUGCAAAAUAAGCUUUAGACAAUAUAGAUAUAAGUAAUAUGAAAGGAGCUGGUAUUAAUGUACAUGGAAAUAAUGCUAAUAAUAAAAAAAAGGAUGGAUGUUGUUGA
Messenger RNA from Ichthyophthirius multifiliis, 640 nucleotides. Its product is annotated as Ras family protein, putative. The record is from RefSeq and is a predicted model, not a curated record. Gene Ontology annotation, molecular function: GTP binding; GTPase activity. Gene Ontology annotation, biological process: regulation of exocytosis; protein secretion. The transcript has a single exon. NCBI's taxonomy places the organism in Eukaryota, Ciliophora, Oligohymenophorea, Hymenostomatida.